AUGGAUAUUGUUCCCGCCCCCGCUGGUGCUCCAGAUGCUGCUGCGUCUGACCCGGUAGCCAUGCGAGAAGAUUUGCAACUCCUGGAAAACCUCAUGAAUGAGGUGUGUAAGGAGUGGGAUGCAAACGAGGAGCUGAAAGCCCGGGUCUUCGGCCAGAAGAAAUAUUUUCUGUGGCCGGGUGAUGACAAGGGCAAGAAGAAACAGAUCUCAGCCCUUGCGGUGAAGCUCAACAAGGAUUUGCUGAAGCCGAUCGUGGGGCGAUGCCUGCAGCAUUCGCUUCUGGCCACAGUGCCGAUGAUGGAGAAAAUGUUGCAGCACCAGACUGAAGAAUGGAAGGUGCCCGAGGUUGCCCAAGGUAUGUGCAACAAGGAUGCCCGUAACAUGAAGACGGCGGUGACCUGCCAUCGAAGAUUGGCUGAUCGCUCUGAUAGCCAGCGUGAUGCCGAUGUGCACGAGCUCACUGCAGAGCUACGCCAAAGAUCCGGAUGGGUAUUGGCCAGAGACUGCCCUGUGUCCCAGUUCUAUGCGAUUCAGGAGGAUUAUACAAAGCCUCGCUUCUCCAAGAGUGUGCGGGUAAGCCAAGGGAAAGGCAGGGGCAAGGGCAAACGCGCAAAGGUCCAGCAGCCUCCCGAGGAAGAUCCACCAUUGGUUCCCUUGGCCCCUCCGGAGGGUGAGGCUGCCGAUGAUGAGUUGGACGGUGAGCAGGGUGCAGCUUCGAGUGAGGCUGCAGAGGAGGUUUCGGAUGAGGAUGGGCACGAGAGCCAGGCCGCAGACGUUGGGGAGGAAGAGCCUGAUCCAGAUUAUGCUGCUUUGGAUCUCAUGAUGAAGGAGAUCGAUGAACUCCCUGCCCCUGUGCUCAUUGAAGACUCCCCGAUGCCCGGGAAGGAUGCUCCAGAUGGAUGUUCCAAUGGUCUCGAGGCCACUUCGGAGGAUAUGCUUGGGGAGCUGCGCGAACUUUUGCGAAGGCAGAAUGCCAGGCACUUUGGUGAGCACACUGAUCUGCAUGAGACGCUUCCCAUGGAAGAGGAUUGCAUAUAUAUAUGCCUGUAUCUGCAAACCCGUGUUCAGUUGCUCUUUUGCAGACUAUACAUGUCUACAUAG
This is a messenger RNA of Symbiodinium sp. CCMP2592, 1101 nucleotides long. The record is from the annotation of a GenBank genome assembly. Lineage: Eukaryota; Dinophyceae; Suessiales; Symbiodiniaceae.